AUGUUUUUCUUAUUAAUUGCUGUCGUAUCUGCCUCAGUUAAUUAUCCAAUCCCAGGCUAUUAUGGAACAUGAUACAAGGACUUCUUGCCAAACGACACGUCAGCGACUGCAUUUUACUGAAGCUCAGGCUAUCAUAUAGGCUCUGAUAUGAACCUUUGGAUCGCAGACCCCAAAAUGCAUGAAAUCAAGAUGAUAAAAUACACAGAAUUUGGCCCACCUAGAGGGAAAAUUUAUAAAAUUGUAGGAUAUACAGGGAUGCCAGGGAUGAGGGACGGUGAUGUAAGUUCAGCCCUACUAAAUUCACCCAGUUCACUUGUGUAUUUUUCUGAUACUAUGAAUGGAACUGAUGUUUAUAGGGUGUAUAUAGCUGAUACAUAUAAUAAUUGUAUUAGAGAAUUGGAUUUGAUGACUGGAACUAUAUGGGAGUUUGUAGGGAGUUGUAAUGAAGAAGGCUUUAAAGAUGGUCCAUAUGGUACUAAUAGACUUUACCACCCUACUCUAGUAGGUAUAGAUGACGAUUAUUCAAUGUUUAUAUGAGACUCUGGAAAUCGCUAUAUCAGGAUGGUAAAUUUAACCACCAGGUAUAUGGAAACAUUACGAGGAGGUGCAUGCCGCUCUACAGACUAUAUAGACUCUGAAUAUCAAAAUAUGCCUGACCCAAGCUACGACAUCAGCUAUUCAAUAUUUAUGAAAAUGGACUUAAAGAUUUACGAAAUGAUCUGCAUGAAAUCAAUGGUUUUGACUUCAGGUGAGCCAUCUGCCGAGCUUUACGACCCAAAUAACAUCACUACACCCUGCUUCAAGCAAGACAUUUUAUGUGGAGACCGCGAUCAUCCAUUAGUAGGUCAAACAAACAUCUAG
Molecule: messenger RNA, 861 nt
Organism: Blepharisma stoltei
Lineage: Eukaryota; Ciliophora; Heterotrichea; Heterotrichida; Blepharismidae
Source: the annotation of a GenBank genome assembly